CCGCACCCCCCAUGCUAAUAUCCCUUUCAUCCGUGGAAACCGACACUCUAAAAAUACACAACGAGGCAUUCAACCUACGCCAGUUCAACUUUCUCCAGCGUAUCAAAAUCAAGGACUACAUGCGCACCAUAUUCCUCAAAAUAGCACAGAAUGUACAAACUCAUGAUCUGCAGGAGAUCACACAGGAACUGAACGGCAAAAUGUACAAAUUCUACGUAAAAGUAUACACUGGCAUAGUGUACAUCGCAUGCAUACAGGAUUACUAUCCGCUAGAUCUUAUCGAUACCGUGCUUGACAAAUGUGCGCACGUGCAUGCCGAGGGCGACGGCGACAUGAACGGCCUGUUGGAAGAGUACAAGGAUUAUAAAAUGCACGAUACGACGGAGAAAAUAGCAAAAGAGCUGGAGGAUACCAAAGUUAUACUCACGAGGACGUUGGAGAGCGUGGUGCUUAGAGGUGAGAAGCUGGGAGAGCUUACGGACUCGGCCAAAAAGCUUGAGCUUAAGUCCAAGAAGUUGUUUGAGAAGGCAAAGGCACAGAAUAAGUGUUGUAGUUUUUUUUAGUUGUUGUUAUAGAGCAGCACUGAUAAAUGCAGUGAUUUAUUAAAGAGCUUGGUUGAUUUAUUAUUCGGAGCUGUGGUAGGGAACAGUGCAUCGGUAUUAGGGGCAUGGACUGUGGUAGGGAACAGUGCAUCGGUACUAGGGGCAUGGACUGUGGUAGGGAACAGUGCA
This is a messenger RNA of Vavraia culicis subsp. floridensis, 731 nucleotides long. RefSeq lists its product as uncharacterized. The transcript has a single exon. Bases 12 to 563 code for a protein of 183 amino acids. NCBI's taxonomy places the organism in Eukaryota, Fungi, Microsporidia, Pleistophoridae. The record is from RefSeq and is a predicted model, not a curated record. Gene Ontology annotation, molecular function: SNAP receptor activity. Gene Ontology annotation, cellular component: Golgi apparatus. Gene Ontology annotation, biological process: endoplasmic reticulum to Golgi vesicle-mediated transport.